UCUCAAAACGGAAAUCAUUAGCGAGGUCCAAAGUAAAAUUGUUAAUUUUAAAGACAAUGUCACGUAAUGCCUUAGUGGGCAUUGUAAAGAAAAGCUCAAGAGCAGCGAAAAGAAGUCUGAGUGAAAGUUCAGUGGAAGAAUUACGUAAAAACAAUAGUAGUAGCAGCAGCCAAGACGAGGAAGAUGGACCUCUGCAGCCUUUGGUAGAGAAAAAUAAGCUAACGCGCAAACAUUUCACAUAUCAACAUAAAAUUGGAGUAUUACCUACUGAUAUCUUCGCGAUAGGCGGCGGAAAUAUAUUUGGCAGACAUUCCCAGCGUAUAAGUGACACUAUUGAUGUUUGCUUACGGAUAAUAUUAGUUUUUAUUUUUAUUAAAAUGGAAACAACACCUGCGUUUGAGCGUACAAUUCACGUGGAAGAGUUGUGGAUGUACAAACACCCGCGUAGAAGAGAUUACGUGUCCCCAGCAGCCUUACUGUUAGCCGUAGUGCUUGGCCCAUUUCUGGUGACAUUGCUGCAUUUAAUAUUUACGAAAGACCAACGAGACUUUAGAGCAGCGAAUUGGUCUUGGACGUUGUCUCUAUGUUUGAAUGGUUUAACGACAAGUCUACUGAAAGUAAGUGUCGGACGUCCACGACCUGAUUUUUUUUAUCGCUGCUUUCCGGAUGGCAUAGUGCGGAAAAGUGACCAUGUAACAGACGAUUUGCUAGAUUCAUUCAACUGCACUGGCAAUUUAUAUGAUGUCAAUGAGGGUCGAAAAAGUUUUCCAAGCGGUCAUUCAUCUUUUGCGUUUGCUGGUUUCGGUUUCAUUGCAUUCUACGUUGCCGCAAAACUAAAUGCUUUCAAUCGCCGUGGUCGUGGUGAGUCCUGGCGUCUAUUUAUAUCCAUUACUCCGCUGUUUAUAGCGGCGUUAGUAGCAGUUAGUCGUACUUGUGAUUAUCACCACCAUUGGCAAGACGUUCUGGUCGGCAGUAUUAUUGGUCUGUCCGUUUCCCACAUAGUUUAUCGUCAGUAUUAUCCUUCAAUAUUCUCAAUGAAUUGUCAUCAACCUUAUCCGCGUAAAUUAUAUCCGGCGACGGAACUAACGACGAAAACCAACCUCAUAUCCGGUCAUAAAGCUCGUUUCCGUGCUUAUAAGCAACUGCCCAGGGAAGAGGUAGGUGAUAGUAAUAUAUUGUACGACAACGAAGAAACUAAUUCGGAGCAGACGACCCUACUAACCGGAUACAAAACGGAUAAUAAAUGGUUUUAAAUUAUUCUUUCAUUUUUUUUUUUUAACAGACAGACAAAUUUUAAUUAAUUUUAUUUAUACUACAGUAACGACUCAAUGGUCAAAAAAACUAAUAAUAUAGCAAAUAUAUUUUUUAACUUAACAACGUAUGUAGAAAAUUCCAUUAAUUAAAGA
Messenger RNA from Glossina fuscipes, 1406 nucleotides. RefSeq names its product phospholipid phosphatase 5. Gene Ontology annotation, molecular function: phosphatidate phosphatase activity. Gene Ontology annotation, biological process: phospholipid metabolic process. NCBI's taxonomy places the organism in Eukaryota, Metazoa, Arthropoda, Insecta, Diptera, Glossinidae. The record is from RefSeq and is a predicted model, not a curated record. Bases 57 to 1253 code for a protein of 398 amino acids. The transcript is spliced from 3 exons.